AUGGCGUACCAUACGCUCCGACAUGAAUACAUGCAAAUGCCACCGGUCACCAGAGCGUACACCACAGCCUGUGUAAUCACCACCCUAGCUGUUCAGUUGGAUGUUGUCUCCCCGUUUCAGUUGUACUUCAAUCCAUUGCUGAUACUAAAGCAAUUUCAAGUAUGGAGAUUGAUCACAACUUUUCUAUUUUUCGGAAAUAUUGGUUUCAAUUUUCUAUUCAACAUGAUAUUCACAUAUCGUUAUUGUCGUAUGCUCGAAGAAGGAUCAUUUCGUUCAAGAACAGCUGAUUUUGUUAUGAUGUUUUUGUUUGGUGCCACAUUAAUGAUUAUUUGGGCAUUUUUCAUCAACCUAUUAUUUUUAGGACAAGCACUAACAAUAAUGUUAGUAUAUAUUUGGUCACGAAGAAACCCAUACAUUAGAAUGAACUUUUUUGGUGUAUUAAACUUUCAGGCUCCAUACCUGCCAUGGGUGUUACUUGGUUUUUCGAUUCUGUUGGGGAACACACCAUGGGUGGAUUUGAUGGGAAUUGCUGUUGGCCAUUGUUAUUACUAUCUAGAAGACGUGCUUCCUCAACACAGAGCCAACCUUAAGAUACUUAAGACACCACUUUUCUUAAAACACCUUCUUGAUCCAGCGCCAGAAGAGGAUCACGUGCCACCACCAGAGUUUCGCCCGGGAGGAUUUAAUUGGGGCGGAAAUGCACCUGAAAUUCCACCUGAAGGUCGUCAAAAUGAAUGA
Molecule: messenger RNA, 738 nt
Organism: Macrosiphum euphorbiae (potato aphid)
Lineage: Eukaryota; Metazoa; Arthropoda; Insecta; Hemiptera; Aphididae
Source: the annotation of a GenBank genome assembly